Molecule: messenger RNA, 966 nt
Organism: Plutella xylostella (diamondback moth)
Lineage: Eukaryota; Metazoa; Arthropoda; Insecta; Lepidoptera; Plutellidae
Source: RefSeq, a predicted model, not a curated record
AUUAUUACCGAUAAAACUAUAUUAGUAUCGGAUUACAAUUGUUAGUGGAAUGUGGGUAAUAUGGCGGUGACACGACGCGAAUUCAUUUUUGGCGCAUUUCUGUCGAGUGUUGUGUGUGUUGUUUUAAUUUCUACAUCCAUUGCGAGUGACAACUGGGUCACAGCACUGGCUACACACAAUUCAAGUAUUCAAGCAGCCGACAGCAAAAUUAACUAUGGCUUGUUCAGAGGAGAGCUAGAACUGAACAUAGUUCUUACGCCUACAUACCAUACGUUGUACUUGACAUGUGUGUUCGACGAGGGCGCAUGCGCAGUCAGCUGCAAGACCAACCCCGAGGCUCGCAAGGAAGAGGUGCUAGCGUUGGCUAACAGACGCAGGCCGAUCACUACAUGUGUGUCAGUCACUACUGUAGAUUCAAGUCCACUUUUGGACGAAGCCCCAAUCAUCCCGUCGGCGCUGUACGUGUGUGUGUGUCUCUUCGUGUUCCUUCAUCUGGUGGGCGCGGCGGUGGGCGCCGGGCUGGCCGUCACCAACGCGGCGCGCAGCCCCACCGAGCCCGCCUGCGGGCUGCCAGGAUGCCUCUGGGCGAACGUGGUGACGGGCUGUCUCGGGGUGCUGGUGAUGAUGAUGUUCGGAAUAUUCUACGCGACCACGCUACAGAGACACCUGGCCUUCUCGCUGAUAGCCACCGGGACCUACGUGCCUAGACCCAGUCUCGGCUACUCCUAUUGGUGUCUGUUCGGCUCCAUCCUGUGUUCAGCCCUCAACGUGGCGCUACUGGAGACCCGGAAGUACCUGCUGGAGAGGGACCCGCCGCCCCCCACCAUCAAAGUGGAGAACCAUUCUGACGGAACCAUCUUUUUGUAUUAGCCCGUGGGCCCCCGAAAGCGCGAUAUCGCGCGAGACGCAAUAGAUUUUUGUUGUGUCUGAUUUCACGGGAUUUAAACGGUUAAUGCCUAUGUAGCU